This is a messenger RNA of Tachysurus fulvidraco (yellow catfish), 2753 nucleotides long. RefSeq names its product tetratricopeptide repeat domain 14 (gene ttc14). The coding region runs from base 202 to 2376 and encodes 724 amino acids. The transcript is spliced from 13 exons. Gene Ontology annotation, molecular function: nucleic acid binding; protein binding. NCBI's taxonomy places the organism in Eukaryota, Metazoa, Chordata, Actinopteri, Siluriformes, Bagridae. The record is from RefSeq and is a predicted model, not a curated record.
CUCAGAUCACUUACGUAGCUUAUUAGCUUCGAGUGACAACUUUUAGUUUUUUUGUAUGCACACAUACCCAGUAUUUUGCUAAUGGUAAAAUAGAGCAUAUUUCUACAAAUAUCGGUUAUCUACAAUGCUGAAAAUACCUACUAGUGAAAUAUCAGAAGGUUGGAGUGUGUGUACUGAGGCAAGGAGAAUGUGUUGUUGAACAUGGAUAGAGAUUUACUCAGGCAGUCCGUGGCAUUUCAUGGACAGAGUCUGUUUUCUCUGUUAAAAUGUGAACAGAGUGAAAAUCCAGAUUUUAAACAUGUCACAGCAGAUCUUGCCAAAUCUGUGAACCAGAGGGAUAAAGAAGAUGACAGUCCUGUUGUGGAACAGUUUAUUGCAAGGAAAGCAGACCUUCUGUUUGCUUCAGCAUGGAAAUCAACCACACCUGGAGAAGAGGAGUGGCAGGAAGAGACACUAGAGCCGUAUGCCGUAAUGCCCCCGUUGGAGCAGUUCAUGGAUGUUUCUUUCAACGAAAGAAGAGAACUUUUCUACAGAGAUGUGGAGCGAGGCGAUGUAGUCAUUGGCAGAAUUACAUCAAUUCGAGAUUUUGGGUUCUUUGUAAGUCUUCUCUGCACCGCUGGAGGAAUGGAGCGGGAUGUUGAAGAUCUAGAGAUCACGGGUCUAUGUCCAAUCAGAGAUGUCCCAUCAACCAGAAAUCAUGAUGAUCCUUUGUCUUAUUUCCAGAUUGGGGAUUUAAUUAGAGCUGGUGUGAAGGACAUCGACCGUUAUCAUGAGAAGCUGACGAUCUCACUUUAUCCCACAUCCCUGGCAAUGAACAUGCAGAAAACCAAACUGGGUGUAAUAAGCAAAGAAGAUUUACCUCUUCACUACAUUCGUGGUGGACAGGUGACCGCAGGCAGCAGAGAAUCAUACGAGAUGCUACUCCAGAGUUCCCUUGACUUUUCAAACCCGGCCAACGUGGACUAUUUGCUUGGCAAGCUGGGAAUCAGUGAGACACAAUCUCACUCUCUUAUGAGAGGAUUACAGAGUAAGCUUUUCAUGGAAGACGAUUAUGCAAGCGCAAUUCGGAAGAAGCAGUCUGCCUCCUGGGCACUGAAAUGUGUGAAAGCUGGUGUGAAUCAUUUCAAAUCAGGCCACCAUGUAGAAGCGAUGAAUGAGUACAACAAGGCUUUAGAUAUAGACACCAAUAAUGUUGAGGCACUUGUAGCACGUGGUGCUCUAUACGCCACUAAAGGCAGCUUGAUGAAAGCUAUCAGUGACUUUGAGCUAGCUUUGGAAAGCUGCCCAACACACAGGAACGCUAAGAAAUAUCUGUGCCAAACACUGGUGGAGCGAGGUGGCCAGCUGGAGGAAGAGGAGAAGCUGAUUACAGCUGAAGGGCUUUAUAAGAAAGCAAUAGCUUUAGACGACACAUAUUAUGAAGCAAAUGAAGCGCUGAGGAAGCUGCAACUGCACAUCCAGAAAACUCUUAAACUGAAAGCUGAGGAGGCUGCAAAAGAGAAGGAAAAGCAGCCAACUGCGGAGACGAGUGCAGAAAAAUUACGUAAGAUCUUAAAAGAAGAGAAAAGGAUGAAAAAGAAAAGGAAGCGGUCUGACUCCACAUCAGAGACGUCCUCGAGCUCUGAUUCCUCCAGUGACCACUUGUCCAGUCGCAAAAAAUACAAAAAACGAAAGCACAAACGCAGACGCUCCUCACACAGUAGUAAAAAACACAAGCAAAGAGUUUCAUCACGUGAUGAGGAUGAUGACUACCCUGUUCCUGCUAACACCUCAGCAUCCUUCAUUAAUGAUAAGCAAACCCUCGUUAAACUGCUUGAUGGAGAGGACGGUGCUGAAAACCGAAGAGACUCUCAUGAGAGAAGCAGAGAAGGUAGGUUUGAAGAUGACUCCUUCACUCAGAGCCCCAAGACUGAGGACCGGAAGCUCAAAGGACAACAGGAGAGUCUCAGCGGGUUAAAUGGCCGGGAUAAAAAUGCGUACAGAGAGCGCAGAAGAUCUGAAGAUGAACACAAUUCUCGGCUAGAGAGUUGGAGAUGUUCACGCAUCACUUCCAGUAGGAAGGAUUCAUCCUCCUCUGCCUAUUCUGAGACCUCGCGCAAAUCUGACUUGCGUGAUUUCGACUCGCGCAAAUCCAGCUCUCGCACAUCCGACUCGCGUGAUUCUCUCUCAUCUGACUUUCGCAGAUCAGACUCUUAUAAAUCUGGAAGCCAUGGAAGGUCAGAGGUUAAGGAAGGGAAUGAUGCGCAUCGAAGAUUAAGCAGCAGAGAGGUUAACAAAGACUCAGAUGGAAACCAGAAAAAAAAUGUACCAACCAAUUUACUGGAUAUCUUUAAUCAGAUUGCUGAAUUUGAGAAAGACAAAAAACAGAAGAAAUGAGUGUAAUGCUAUUUUCUGUGCUGUCAAUUUCGCUUCUUGCCUUGAAUGAAAAAAAAAACAGCUGGAGUGAUAAAUAGGAGGUAACCCAGACCUGCCGGCCUUUACACAUUUUACAUUUACAUUUUUCCUUUGAAUAGGAACAUUCUACCAAGAUUCUGAUUCUGAUUAGAAAAGCAAUCUGUAAAUGUGCGAUUCUAAAAAUAUACAGGACUAAGUAUUAUUCCUCUUUAAGGUUGGCAAGUCUGGAAACACUGAUAAUGCCUUGUAAUAACCAAACCUGAUGGUACCAUGUGUUACUGUAGCAGUUAUUACAUUCAUGGUUUUUGUUUGUUUGUUUUUUUCCUGAAAUAACAAAAUAAAUUGUAUUUAAAAAACUA